AUGGGUGCCGACGAUACCUUCAACUCGUACCGAUACAAGGAUACUCCAACUUACACUGACUCCAAUGGCUGUCCGGUUAUGGACCCCGAGUCCUCCCAGCGCGUUGGAGAAAAUGGACCCCUUCUCCUUCAGGAUUUCCAUCUAAUCGAUCUCCUCGCGCAUUUUGACCGCGAGCGGAUCCCUGAAAGAGUCGUCCAUGCCAAGGGUGCAGGAGCGUACGGUGAAUUCGAGGUGCUGGACGACAUCAGCGAUAUCACCACCAUUAACAUGCUUAAGGGCGUGGGAAAAAAGACAAAGCUUGUUACCCGUUUCUCCACUGUUGGUGGGGAGAAGGGAUCUGCCGACAGCGCUCGUGACCCGAGGGGUUUCUCUACCAAAUUCUACACCGAGGAGGGCAACUGGGACUGGGUCUUCAACAACACGCCAGUUUUCUUCUUGCGUGAUCCCUCAAAGUUCCCUCUCUUCAUACAUACCCAGAAGAGGAACCCCCAGACCAACCUCAAGGAUGCCACCAUGUUUUGGGACUAUCUGUCCACCCAUCAGGAAGCAAUCCACCAAGUUAUGCAUCUGUUCAGUGAUCGUGGUACCCCGUACUCUUACCGCCACAUGAAUGGCUACUCCGGACACACUUUCAAGUGGCUCACGCCGGACGGGGGUUUCAACUACGUUCAGAUCCACCUCAAGACUGACCAAGGCAGCAAGACUUUGACCAACGAGGAGGCCACUAAGCUUGCCGCUGAAAAUCCAGAUUGGCACACUGAGGAUCUCUUCCGGGCCAUUGAGCGCGGCGAAUAUCCAUCCUGGACUUGUUACGUCCAGGUCCUUAGCCCUCAACAGGCCGAGAAAUUCCGCUGGAACAUUUUCGACUUGACCAAGGUCUGGCCCCAUUCGGAGGUACCUCUCCGCCGCUUCGGUCGCCUUGUUCUGAACAAAAACCCACAAAACUACUUCGCUGAGAUGGAACAAGCUGCCUUCUCACCCUCACACCUGGUCCCCGGCGUCGAGCCCUCCGCAGACCCAGUCCUGCAAUCCCGCCUCUUCUCCUACUCAGACACCCAUCGCCACCGCCUUGGCGUCAACUACCAGCAGAUCCCCGUCAACUGCCCGCUGCGCGCGUUUAACCCUUACCAGCGCGACGGUGCCAUGGCCGUCAACGGCAACUACGGCGCCAACCCUAACUACCCAUCCACCUUCCGCCGGAUGAAUUACAUGCCCGUCAAAGCCAGCCAGGAGCACGAGAAGUGGGCCGGCGCUGUCCUCGCGAAACAGCUCCCCGUCACCGAUGAGGAUUUCGUGCAAGCCAAUGGCCUCUGGCAGGUUCUAGGUCGCCAACCUGGCCAGCAAGCGAACUUUGUCAAGAAUGUGGCCGGCCACUUGUGCAAUGCUGAGCAGAAAGUGCGCAAGGCGACGUAUGGCAUGUUCAACCGCGUCAAUAAGGACUUGGGAAGUUCCAUUGAGUCAUCCACAGAAGCUUUGGUGGCGUUACAGGUGCAGUCGCAGCCGCACCUGUAG
Messenger RNA from Histoplasma mississippiense, 1512 nucleotides. RefSeq names its product catalase B. The transcript has 4 exons. Gene Ontology annotation, molecular function: catalase activity; heme binding. Lineage: Eukaryota; Fungi; Ascomycota; Eurotiomycetes; Onygenales; Ajellomycetaceae. Gene Ontology annotation, cellular component: cytoplasm; peroxisome; mitochondrion. The coding region runs from base 1 to 1512 and encodes 503 amino acids. Gene Ontology annotation, biological process: response to hydrogen peroxide; hydrogen peroxide catabolic process. The record is from RefSeq and is a predicted model, not a curated record.